UAAUUUGUAUCAGAGCGUCUUUAGGCCUAUAUAGCACAAUUCAACAGUGCAUAGUACGUCCGUUACUCUAGAAGUUUCAUCAAUUCCGUAUCAUUAUCACUAUGAUCACUUCCAAGGACGUAUAUUACAAGUAUGUACGUCCCUGCUUCCAGGCUAUUCUGGAAGAUUCACCCCCGCCGCGAAACAGAUGCAAGACCUAGGAUUUCAUGACCAAAUACGGAAAUGCCAGAUGUUUGCUCCAGUCAACUCCCUUUGUUCUAUUCCUCUUAUCCCCACGGCACGGACUGUCUCGUGUUGUCAGAACUAAAGCUGUAAAGAGGAAAGUGCUCCUGCUAAUAAUGUCAAGUACAGAAAAGAGAAUGCAAGAAACUUGUUGAUUGUUCAUUCUUUAUAUCCAAGAACUCUUCAAUUGCGGAGUUAAUAAAAGUAUCGACUUCCCCAUUCAAGAAAACAUGCCGACUAUAACAGAGGUGCCGGAUUUUAAUUCCCUGAAAGAGGAAGGCAACACACUUUUUAAGGAGGGAAAGAUAGCUGAGGCCCUAGAUGUUUACACAAAGGCCCUAGGCAUUGUGGAUAUUAAGAAUGGGGACAAGGCAGUAAUUCUUAAGAACAGGGCAGCUUGUCACCUGAAGGAAGAAGAUUAUCAGGCUGUCAUUGAUGACUGUUCAGCAGCAUUAGAAAUAACACCAAAUGACCCCAAAGCCUUGUACCGGAGAUGCCAGGCUUAUGAACAUCUGGGUAAAGUGGAAGAUGCAUAUAAAGAUGCUGCUGCAAUCAUCAAAGUGGAUCCCAAAAACACAGCUGUUCAGCCCAUUCUCCAGAGGCUGAAUCCUAUCAUACAAGAGAAGGUCAAACAACAGAACAGCACAUCAGCUAAGGUUGCACAGAUGUUUGAUUUGGUUUUUGAUCCUAAAACAGACAAAGAACAAAGACUGCAGGCCUGUAACAACCUGAUUGUGUUGGCUCGAGAGGAGGCGGGAGCUAAGAGUAUCUGUGAGGGGUCACCGUCAGGCCUGGACAAGCUCCUUCAGCUUCUACAGGAAAAAGAUGUGGACAUUAAUCAGGCAGCCAUUAGAACUCUGUCAUGUCUGACAGCGGACAGCCAAGAGAGGAGUUAUCUGGUGCUGGACAAGAUGGGCCUCCAGAAGAUGGUGACAUUCAUGUCGGUGAAGCAUGAUGGCCUGUGUACCUCUACUGCCCUCCUCAUCCAGAACCUGAUCACCGCAAUCUCUGCGGUGCCGGAGUACCGCAAAAAAGUCCAACACUACCAGGACGAGCGCAAGAAGGGCAACCCCUGCAGAUACCCGCAGUUUGAACUGAGUGAAAAACAGACAGAGUUUAUUGACAACGUAUUCAAGAGUCUUGUGAAGAUGCUGCAGAGUAGCAAAGUGUCUGGCAAUGGGAGAGACUCUGCUAUGGAGCUCAUCAUCAAAAACAUGUUACGCAGCGAUGGUGUUCAGUGGACCAAAAAGUUUCUAGAUACUGAUGGUAUUGAAGGACUCUUGACCAUAGCCUCCGCCAUUCCUCAACAUGAGACAUGCAACAUCGAAAUCACAGAAAACUCUAAAUACCAUGCCUCAGUAGCCCUCGCUAAGAUAUACGACGAUCUAGCCAGCGACAAAGAGAGGGACAUAUUCAGGGAGCAGUGUAGUGCCUUCUUUAAGGAACUUUUCGGGGAUUCAUUGUUUGAGUCUAAAGUAGAGGCCAUCAAGUGCAUUUCUUCUCUGCUGCAGGGUCCUUACGAGGUGGGCAACAUCAUCUUGGGCUUUGAUGGAGUCACACAGAUCAUGCUGGCUUUAGCAAACAGUGACAACCCACUGCAUCAGCAACUAGCAGUGGAGGCCAUUGUUCACUCUGCCUCCAAGAAGGACAAAUGUGCUGGGCUGUUGAAUGAUGCUGUACCUGUAUUGAAGAAACUGUACCAGGAGUCAAUAGACACAGUCAAAGUCCGUGCACUAGUGGGGUUGUGUAAGCUUGGUUCUUUUGGAGGAUCUGAUGCUAGUCACAGGCCGAUGCAGGAUGGGUCCACGCUAGCCUUGGCCAAGGCCUGUAGAAAAUUUUUAAAUGACCCUAACAAAAGUGUUGACCUCCGGCGCUGGGGUACAGAGGGCCUGGCGUAUUUGACCUUGGAUGCAGAGGUCAAGGAGGAACUCAUCAAUGACACUAGUGCUCUAAGGUCACUGAUUGAUGUGGUGGCAAAAGCAGACAAGAACAUCCUAUAUCCAGCAGCUUCUGUGUUUGUGAAUCUCACCAACAGUUACGAAAAACCAGACAUCAUGCCGGAGAUGAUCGAGCUUGCCAAAUAUUCCAAGCAACAUGUACCAGAGGAACACGAAAAGGACAAACCUGAGCCUGUGAAACAGAGGGUUCAUAAGUUGGCCAAAGCUGGCGUUGUAACAGCCCUGGUGGCCAUAGCAACCACAGACAGCCCCAAUACAAGGGAACAAGUAUCCAGGAUUUUUAGUGCUAUCACAGCUGAAGAAGAUCUGAGAGGCAUUGUGGUGCAACAGGGUGGAGCCAAGACCUUGGUUGAUUUGUCUACCAAAAACAACACAGAUGCCGGCAAGAUCCUUGCCUCAUGGUCCCUGGCUAGAAUAACCAUCACUGCUAAUCCGGAAACCACAUUCCCUGGUCAAAGGAUUUACGAGGUGGUGCGGCCAUUAAUAAGUCUCCUCCAUGUUGACCGGACAGCCUUGCAGAAUUUUGAAGCCCUGCUUGCCCUCACUAACCUAGCAUCUCUGAAUGACUCUCUCAGGAAGAAGAUUGUGGCAGAGAAAGGCCUGGCAUCUAUAGAGCACUACAUGACUGAGGAUCACGAGAUGUUAAGGAGGGCCGGCACAGAGUGUAUGUGUAACAUGGUGAUGAACGAACAGGUAGCAAAAACAUUUGAGGCUGAGAAUGAUCGUCUAAAGCUGAUAGUUUUGUACUGUGGAGAUGAGGAUGAAUUGGUUGUGAGGGCCGCAACAGGUGCCCUGGCCAUGUUGACACACAGUGAGAAGAUAUGCAGGAAAGUCUUAGAGGUAAAACCUUGGCAAGAGAUUUUACUGAGCACAGUAGUUAGCGAAAAUGUAGAAAUCCAGCACAGGGGCUGCUAUGUGCUGAGGAACAUGUUGUCCGUGGACAAGGAAAUGGCGGAGAAAGUGAUCGAGGGACAAAUGCUGGAAGUCUUAAUGGCCCUGUCAAUCCUAGAGGACCCCCAAAAGGAAGUGGUCAAAAAGUGUGCCGCUUCCUGUCUUGAGAUCUGUGUCAAAUACGAGCUCAUCAAACCCAAGGAAUGAGCCCCAAGAUCUAGCAUCAAUUUUUUAAAAAUACAUUGCAGUGCCAAAAUCUUAAAACACCAGUCAGUGUGCAAUAGAAAGUGAAGGAAUAAAGUCCCUUGUCAGCAAAACCACUGUGACUGUACUGUUGAUUGGAUGAUCCCUGCUUUACUACAAGUACAUGUACUACUUAUCGAAUGAGACGACUUAAGAUCGACUAGUUUUCAUUUCUUAUGAGACAAGGUUGACUGUCAUUAUCUUAGUUAACAUGUACCAAUGAUAUGGCUCUCUGUCGACAGGAACAAAUGUCAUUAAAGGUCCCAAACAGUUGUAGGUUCAGUUAAAUAGAAAAUGUGUUGUUGGCAAUGCCACUCUGACAUAAUCAAUACAUGUAUUAGUAAUACUGCUUCAUUUCAUGAUAUAUUUGUAUAUGCAAAGCAUUCAUACAUCAUUUCAUGUGUAUGCAAUCUAGCCCAUUUUACUACAUAUGCAUAUAUUGGAUUAAUGUUUCGUUUUCCAUUAUUUAUUUAUGUGUGAUUGUUAUUUUCUGUUUGGAGAUAGAAUUUUAGGAUUCACAACUUUUCUUUAUAAUUUAUUAUUGGUAUAGCAUGUACUUUACAGUUUUACAAAAUAAAGUGUGAUUAAACACGUG
Magallana angulata is the source of this 3909-nucleotide messenger RNA. RefSeq names its product protein unc-45 homolog B-like. Gene Ontology annotation, molecular function: Hsp90 protein binding. The coding region runs from base 453 to 3278 and encodes 941 amino acids. The record is from RefSeq and is a predicted model, not a curated record. NCBI's taxonomy places the organism in Eukaryota, Metazoa, Mollusca, Bivalvia, Ostreida, Ostreidae. The transcript is spliced from 21 exons.